Molecule: messenger RNA, 1056 nt
Organism: Dictyostelium discoideum AX4
Lineage: Eukaryota; Evosea; Eumycetozoa; Dictyosteliales; Dictyosteliaceae
Exons: 2
Coding region: 1-1056 (351 amino acids)
Molecular function (GO): transferase activity
Source: RefSeq, a predicted model, not a curated record
AUGAAUAGUUAUGAUAAUUCAUCAAUUGUUUUUAUUUUUUGUGGUCAAGCUACACUUUGGAAAACAAUGGCAUUAGAACUUUAUAGUGGAAAUCGAAUUUUUAGAGAAUCAAUGGAUAGAAUUGAUAAUUAUUUAAAAAUAAAUUAUUUUGAUGGUGAAUCAAUGUUAAAUAAAUUAAGAUCACUUGGUGAUGAUGAAUCUCCAAAUAAAGAUCAAUAUUUAACACAUUCAGUUUUAUUUAUGUUUCAAGUUUCAUUAUUUGAAUUAUAUAAAAGCGAAGGUGUAAAUCCAUCUUUUAUUUAUGGUGUUAGUUGUGGAGAAAUGGCAAGUUUAUAUUGCUCUGGUGCAUUAACAUUAAAAUCAGCAUGUGAUUUAAUAAUGGACAGAGCAAAGUUAUUGGAUGUUGUGUUGAAAAAGUGUCCAAAAGGAUUUUCAUUUUUUGGUUCAAUUGGAUGUGAUGAUUUCAUUAAAAACUAUUCAAAGAAAUAUCCAGAUGUUGAAAUUGGUGGUCGUCAUACAGACUCUUUUACAUUAUUUGGUACAUGUAACUCUGAACAAUUUGAACAGGUUUUUAAAGAGUUAAAUGAAAAUGGAAUUCAAACUAAAAGAUUAAAUACACAAAUCCCAUUUCACACAUCUGUUAUUGAUUGUGUUAAAGAAGAUGCUUUGAAAAUAAAGGAUAUUGAAUUUAAUGAAUUUUCAUUCAAAAUUCCAACUUAUACAUCAUCAAAUGGUAAAAUCUAUAAUGAAAAUAAUCCAUUCAACAUAUUUAGAAGUAUAAGAGAUUGUCUUUGUACUAAAGUUGCUAUUGAAGAUAUAUUAAGAACACUAGAAUCAAAUGGUAAAGAAAAAGUCAUAUUUGUUGAAUUAUCACCUCAUCCAAUUAGUUCACCUUAUAUGUUUGAAAUUGUAAAAACUUUUAAAUCAACAAUUUUCACAACAACUUCAAAUAUUGAAAAUAAUCCAAAUGUAAUAGCACUUUCCUCAUUAAAUAAAAACAAUAAUGACAAUAUUCAUUUUAAUGAAAUUUUAGAAAUUUUAAAAAGAAAUUUAUAA